Molecule: messenger RNA, 4025 nt
Organism: Phialemonium atrogriseum
Lineage: Eukaryota; Fungi; Ascomycota; Sordariomycetes; Cephalothecales; Cephalothecaceae
Exons: 1
Coding region: 159-3608 (1149 amino acids)
Biological process (GO): regulation of DNA-templated transcription
Cellular component (GO): nucleus
Molecular function (GO): transcription cis-regulatory region binding; DNA-binding transcription factor activity
Source: RefSeq, a predicted model, not a curated record
GAUUAAUUUUGUGACACCCCGCGCCUUGACAUUUUGCGAUUCGUCUGAUAGCUGCCUUCGCGCCUUCCCGCCUUAUCCCAAUUGCAAGCUGAUUUUGAUGCUGAUGGGUAAGACGAGGCCGAGCUUGCUUUUAGCUUGACGCCAAAACUAGGAGCACGAUGGGCUCGCAGUCCAGCUUACCGGAAAGGCCUGACGGCUCCGACCGGUCCCCGUCACCUCUCUCAGGAAUCGGCGAUGGGUUCGAUGGUCUGCCGAGAAUGUCCUCCACCAUGCCCAACUUCGCAGGAGACGACAUGGAUCUGCCCGACGGGCUACCUCGCUACUCCACGCAGCCAAAACUCGGGAAGAAAAAGAAGAGGAAGAAGAGGAAGUCGCGCACCGAAAACACAUCACCAACAUCAGCAAAUCAAUACGGGGAUCCGCAAGAUGAUGGGAUAACUAGAGGGGACGAAGAACCUCUGAAGUUUGAACGGACGAGUUUCAAUGCACGUCAGGAAGGAGAGAGUGGCUAUGGCGUAAAGGCCGAAGCCCUGGACGACAACCAGACAAAAGCCGAGCCCGGAAAUGCAGAUGCUGAGCUCGAAUCUCCUUCCAGGUCUAGGAAGGGAAGGCGGUCCAGAGCGAGCCAGGCGCAAGCUCCAGGGGAUGAGCUGGACCAGCUUCCAAACGGUCCUCCCGUCUCGAGCCCUGAAUUGGAUCGAGCCCAGAUCGGAGGAGCUGCCAUCUCCUCACCGAGCGGACCAACCUCGUCGCGCAAGAAACAAAAGAAGGACAAGAGGAUCUGGCCCAAGGACAAAGCCCUCGAUCUCCCCGAGGAUCCAAUCGCCGGAUCCGAUGAAGAGCAUAUCAUCCCAUCGAGCGCACCAAGGAAACGCCUCUCGAUUGAAGGCAAUGACGGAGGUAGCAGCAGGAAGAAGAAUAAGCGGGGCCCAAGAUCCGGCUCGAUCGAUCCAGUCGAAGAAUUCGAGUCGGCGCAAAACAUUGGUACAUCCGGUCACGAGGAUGUCAUCGAAAAUACCCAGGGAGGCAACGCUUCCGCGGGUCAAGAUUCCGUUAAUCAAGAGCACGUGACAACUCCUACACGGGGAACGGUACCACCGACGACCAAUGGCGCCGCGCAUUAUAUCGACGACGACGACGUUCGAGAGAAUGGCGAACGCGGAACGCGCGUCUCCCCUUCCGAACUUGGAGACGGCGAGAUCCAGCACGAAACUGGGCAGCCAGAUGCUGAUCUGGACGAGGACGCUAUGGACGUGGAUGAACAGCCUGCUGCGCGUGAGGAGGACCGAGAUAUGCAAGGCAGCAACGGGGACGAUGAAUCUAUACGAUCCGGCGGGGAGGCGCAUGAAGAGGCAUCUGCCAUCGGUGCCCAGGCUAGCCAGAGCAACGGAAGGGUUGGCCUACCCGCUGAUGAGACUGACAACGUAUCAGAGGCCGAUCACAAUAUGGCUGCUCAGGAGAUUUCCGACGCUCAACAACAAACCGACGAUGAUCACGACAUGCUUAACCCAUCAAGCGAUGGGGAGGAUGGGCCUAAUAAGGACUCAUUCUCUAAUGCUAGUGAAGCCAUAGAGGAUAUCGACGGCAGUGAGGCCAGCUCUGUGAGCGGUGUUCAGGAAAUAGUUCAGCAAACUAUCAAAUCCGCCGAGUCUCGAAAAAAAGCCACGAAGUCCCCCGGAAAGGCAAAUAAAGUCCUCCAGGCCGCCGAAAGCGCCGAGGUCUCUGCUGACCGGCAAUUAAGCGAGCCCGAUCAGGCCGAUCUAACCGCAAAUGGACAACACCCACCCGACAGGACGGACAUGGAAAAUGGCACAAAUCAAGAAUCUGGGGAGGAAGAGGCAAGGAUGAACGGCGCACAAAGCGAAGCGUCAUCAAUUGUGGGCGACCCUUCUACCCCCAAUGGUCCACAUGCCAUGCAUAGCCCAUCAACACUUGGGAGCAAGAAGACCCGCAGAUAUGCCAAGCGACAGCCGAAGCCGUCAUUCUUUGCGCGUGAAGCAGAAUCGAAUGCCCGGGCCUUUGCCGAGCUACCUUCGAACGAAAUAGAAACGUCGGCUGGGAAAUCGAGGGCCAAGCGAAGGCUACCAAUUCACGUGGAGGUUGAAGCCGGACCCUCCAGCUCUGCUAGCAACAAGAAGGCGAAGAAGGGCAAGUCGGCCAAGGAUAGCAACACGGAAGGUCAAGGACUGGUGCUGAAUGGCCUCGGAGGAUACCGACGAGGCCCCUUAAUGCCAUCCGAGAUCGCGCAGGUCACCGAAGCCAUCGAGCAAUUCCAAAGCGAGCGCAGGAUGGAGCAGUAUGCCCUUAAUGUCAUGAUCCAUGAAAAUCCCAAACACGGGAGGCCCCUUCAUCGGGAGCUAUGGCAACGGGUCCAGAAUGCCUGCCCAACCCGUCCGCGAAAGAAGCUGAUAAACUGGAGUCGUCUCCAGUUCCACAACUUUGUCGGUCGUGGAAGGUGGACAGCUGAGCAGGACGAAGAACUUCGACAGAUGGUGAAGAUUCACGGCAAGAAGUGGAGUGUUAUCGGCGGCCUCAUCAACCGACACCCGAACGACGCCCGAGACCGCUGGAGGAAUUACCUCGUUUGCAGCGACAACUGGAAGACGAAUAUGUGGUCCGAAGAAGAGUCGACGAAAUUCAUCAGCAUCGUAUCCGAGUCCCUCCGGGUAGCCCAGAACAUGCGAGAGGAGGACCCUCAUAACGAGAGCCUGAGGGUUCUUUCAAACGAGCAGCUGAUUGAUUGGGGGUUCGUCAGCGAGAGCAUGGCCUUCACUCGCAGUCGUCUGCAAUGCCAGGAGAAGUGGAAGCGGAUCCGCGAGAGUGGCAAGCUAGAUAAGAAUUUGGCCUCUCUGCUCCCAUCUGAAUCCUCGUCGCGUAAACGCAAGACCCCUAAGAAGCCCCGCAAGGUGUCUUCCGGGGACGACCAAGUCAGCGACGCGGAGGAGACCGCCACUCCAAACGUCUUGACGUCUCCAUCGACGACCAAGAGGAAGGGCAAGGGUAAGGCCGUGCUACAGCUACCGUCGGUCGACAAGGAAGCGGCCGACGGCUCGGAUUCUGAUGUCGUGCCGGAAUCCGAACCCGAAGAGGAACCGGACCACGAUGGCGACUCCAGCCGCGCGAACCGUAACGAGGAUUCCGACCGGCAGGACCGCUCCCCAUCACCAGAUCAAGAGGGCCCCCAGGAGGAGGAUCAGGAACACGAGCACGCACCGGGCUCAGAGCACCAAGGCUCAGAGCGCGGACGCGACGAGAGAGAAGUCAGCGUCGACCUCUCCAUGAACGUGGACGCAGAUGAACAACAGGACGAGCACGUCCGCAGCCCGGGCGGCAAGUCCGGAAAGGGGAAGGAGAAGCUUAAACGGAUGGGGAAGGGAGACAAGGGCAAAGUCGACACACCCCGCACCGCGGGCAAAUUGCGGGAGAGCCGCAAGAGAUCCCGGGCCGACCGUAGCCCGGAGACGAUCCGGCUCGCGAGGAGGAGCAAGAAGGCCAAGCGGGAUCCCGUGCCUGCGCCCGAGGACGCGAGCGAUAUCAGCAGCAGCAUGGACGAUAUGGAAGAUAUCCCGGCGCGGGUGCGCGUCUCUUCUGAAGGUGGGGACGAGUAAAUCUGGCUGCGUUUGGUUUGGGAGCCGUAUGAGUUUGCGGUUUGCGGGUACGGCAAGUAUGGUCAGGGGUAUUGUGUGUAUAUUUCAUUAGGGGGAUUUGCUUUCGUACUCAUGGAGCUUCGGGGCUGGCCAGGCUGGUCAGAGGGCUUUGUUAGUUUUACCGCAAGGUGACGAUGGGCUUGCGUUAGCUGAUACCCAUCGCCGAUAGGGCGGCUCGCUGUGAGAAGCUCCCGGUCAUGAAGAUAAUCUGGAAGCUUGUACUGAUGCUACCUUGUAUUGGGCUCCUUGUUCCAACAUUGGCAUGACCUUUCUCCUAGCCAAGCCUGCUCAUCUGGGACAAAUCCAAUUGCCACAACCCGCCCAAUUAUAGGCAGCAUCCCAAACCGCGACGCAUACUUCGCCCGGUCUCCCUAUAGC